AUGGUAAAAGUGUGUGCUAAGAACCUAACGUCGGCUGUACAGGCUUGUGCAGAGUACAAGGAGAAUGCUAAAAACUUUAGCGUGGAAAGUGUCAUCGACAACUUUUUGGGCGUCAACAUUUACUUUGAAGAUGUCAACUACGAGGUGAUCACAGAGUCUGCCAAGUAUGACGAGUUCCAGUUGCUGUCCAAUAUUGGAGGCACUCUUGGUUUGUUUGUUGGAGCGUCUGUUCUGAGUUUUGUGGAGAUCAUUCAAAUGCUACUCGAAGUAGUUGCCUACAUCUGUAAGAGUCGGAGUAAGAAGAACAAAGUUCAAGAGUUGAAGGUCGACGAGAAGGCUUAA
Molecule: messenger RNA, 342 nt
Organism: Mizuhopecten yessoensis (Yesso scallop)
Lineage: Eukaryota; Metazoa; Mollusca; Bivalvia; Pectinida; Pectinidae
Product: acid-sensing ion channel 1-like
Exons: 3
Coding region: 1-342 (113 amino acids)
Biological process (GO): sodium ion transmembrane transport
Cellular component (GO): membrane
Molecular function (GO): ligand-gated sodium channel activity
Source: RefSeq, a predicted model, not a curated record